This is a messenger RNA of Neohortaea acidophila, 2419 nucleotides long. RefSeq lists its product as uncharacterized. Gene Ontology annotation, molecular function: guanyl-nucleotide exchange factor activity; small GTPase binding. The coding region runs from base 220 to 2283 and encodes 687 amino acids. The record is from RefSeq and is a predicted model, not a curated record. The transcript has a single exon. Gene Ontology annotation, biological process: protein import into nucleus. Gene Ontology annotation, cellular component: nucleus. NCBI's taxonomy places the organism in Eukaryota, Fungi, Ascomycota, Dothideomycetes, Mycosphaerellales, Teratosphaeriaceae.
UCGCAUUCAUUCAUACAAUUGUCCAGAACGAAGGGGAAACUUGGAGAUGCGCAAAAGAUCCAAACACCGCAUUUGCUUUGAUUUGUGUACGACCAUCGCGUGGGAGUUGGAGUCAUGGAGCGUUGCUAAUCUCAUCGGUUUCCCGCAGCUCGUCACCACUCAUUCAUCGCCUCCGUUUAGAACCGCGAGAAACACAAGCACGUAUCCGCCUUGCCUUGCAUGACGGCCACCACCGAGGCCAAGCCAUGGGACUUCUCCCAUGUCCUUGACCUUGUCAACACCUUGUCCACCAGAUCAGAUCCCUGGUCGCCACCUGCCCCAGCCAACAAACACGAUGCACCGAGACAGAGUCAGGCGUUAGUGCCAUUCGAUGAUGAGCACAGUCAUGAGAGGGAGCAGCACAACGCCGGUGCAGACUCUCGCGGCCUAGGCGACUUCUCCAAGUUGUGGCAUUUCUUUGGCACAUCUACCCCUCCGCCCGAACCCUCCUACCCUUACCGAACCCAACAACCACGCAAUGUCGACAUUGUCGACUUCCCUCUCUUCGCCAAUUACGCAUCGGACGGCGCUUUUGACGCCAUCUCAACCAGCAAGAAGAAGACAUCCAGCAAGGCGAAGGAAGCACACCAUCCGCACGACCAUAGCAGUACGGAGGAUCAGGCAGGGGACACCCUUAGUGAUGGUUCCUUUGCUCCAGACACUCCAACCCUGACCAAGUCGCAACGGAAGAAAAAGAACAGAAAAGAGAGGAGGGCGCAAUUGGCCGCUGCUCUGGAAGAGAAUGCGACUAGAGCUGUCUCGAUGUCGGAGUCGGAGGCCAAGGCUAAAUCCGGCCAUACGCCUGCGAAGAAGGCCAGCGUCCAUAACAUAUCCACUCCCCCGACGAAUACAUACAACUUACGCCCACGUGAUGGAUCUGGAAAGGCCAUAUGCGAGGCACCACAGUACUGGACAGCACCAUCGCCUGCCAGCGCGAAGCCCACUACGAAACGCCUCGAAGCUGCCAAGAAGCCCCAGUUGGACACGUCCUCACCCAAGCUGCCAUUGUCCAAGUCGAAGGCUACAUCGACAGCACCAAGUAGCCUACCUGCAACUCUGGAGUCUGCGGUGAAGAGGCUCGAAGAUGCGAAGAAGACACUAAUGAGCACAUCUCCACCCAAGUCGACACUGCCCAACUCGAAGACUACGCCAGCCAAGCCAGUCGCCCAAACUUCUCCGGCCAUCGACAUUCGACGCGCACAUGAUACACAGCACUCCACACCUCAGAAUGGAGUUGUCAAACGAUUCCUGCCAUCUUCAGUCCCCCCUGCUCCCUUUGCUGUUGAUCGGGAAAUCUCAGCACCACCUUCCGUUCCGUCAAUUCAGGCCACAUCUCUUCCCAAGAGAAACAAUGCUAUCCAGCCCAUAGUCGCCCGCUCUGGAGAAGACCGACACUGGGCACUUCUUAUUAAACUCAUCGGCGACUUCUACGAGGACCGCAAAUACCUCAUUGCUCCGAUGAAUCUGACCACGCACAACAACAACCCGAAAGGGAUCCACGUCUUUGUAGACGCCAGCAACAUCUUUAUUGGCUUCCACGACCAACUGAAACGCUCCCGCGGCAUUCCCUCUUACGUACACGUCCCAGCAGUGGACAUGUCCUUUGACGCCCUCGCCCUCCUCAUGGAGCGGCGCCGACCAGUCGCGAAGCGAGUCUUGGUCGGCUCAACGCCACACCUGCCAGCCUUUGACAAGGCCAAAGCAGUCGGCUACGAAUGCAGCAUACUGGAGAAAGUGUACAAGGCUCGCGAACUGACAGAACGUCAAAUCUACUUUAAAGAACAAGAACGCGCCUACCACUACGAUCGCAACGCCAGUGGCAAACGCGCGAAAGCGCCGCCGCCGCCGCCCGCGAAUCACGUGGCUACGCUGCUCAAUGGCACCAGCGGGAGCGCGGCAGGCAGCAGCUCGGAAACGAGCACGCCGCCGCAAUAUGCUCCCGCGCGCAUGAUUGAGCAAGGCGUCGAUGAAAUUCUGCACCUUAAAAUCCUGGAGUCCGUCAUUGAUGCCGAAGAGCCGAGCACGAUUGUGCUGGCGACGGGCGACGCGGCGCAGGCCGAGUACAGCGAGGGAUUCAUGGCGAUGGCGGAGCGGGCUUUGAAGAAGGGGUGGACAGUGGAGUUGGUGAGCUGGAGUAAGAACAUCUCCUCCAUGUAUACUCGUCGCGAAUGGACGGGUGCGUGGGGAGGGAGGUUCCGCGUUGUGGAGCUGGACGAUUAUGCUGAGGAAUUGCUUGAUAUGUGAUGCGAGCGAGACAAUGGUAGGCGAUUUCGAGAUGAUGAUUCUCCCGCUGAGAAGCGGAGUUUGCUCACCCCUCAAACACCGUCGUUGCAGAUAGCAUCUUGAUGAAGCAUCAAAGCGUGACCUCUGACAUGGUUCC